Molecule: messenger RNA, 378 nt
Organism: Prorocentrum cordatum
Lineage: Eukaryota; Dinophyceae; Prorocentrales; Prorocentraceae
Source: the annotation of a GenBank genome assembly
AUGCACAAGCUGAGGGCCUUUAUAUCUUGGCCAGCGGCCUGCAUCUACGGCGCAAGUGUUGCUGCUUUCUGCGAGUUCGUGCACCUCCCGACCCACGGCGAUGUCACUGACCCGAGUGGCUUUGCUGAUGCCGCCCAGGUCGAGAUAUUGUUGCCACCACCAUUCACUGCUGGCUGCAUCAUCAAGUACGAGCGCGCCAAGAAGGAUGGGCACAGGACCAGGGGACGUCUUUUGCCUCCGCCUCCGCAUGACGAUGCUCUACGGGACUUCCUCUGCCUCCGCCUCCGCACAUCCUUUCACUCACGUCUGGCACGCAGGAGGCCCAUCCUAUCCAACCACCAGCGUCCAGUUAGGCCAUCUCCCGCUAUCGGGGCUUAA